Nematolebias whitei (Rio pearlfish) is the source of this 1635-nucleotide messenger RNA. RefSeq names its product tripartite motif containing 59 (gene trim59). Gene Ontology annotation, biological process: cilium assembly. The transcript has 5 exons. The record is from RefSeq and is a predicted model, not a curated record. Lineage: Eukaryota; Metazoa; Chordata; Actinopteri; Cyprinodontiformes; Rivulidae. Bases 114 to 1382 code for a protein of 422 amino acids. Gene Ontology annotation, molecular function: zinc ion binding. Gene Ontology annotation, cellular component: intraciliary transport particle B; cilium; centrosome.
GGCAGCGGGAGAACGGGAAAUGAAAACUGCUCGGGACAAACAUUUCUCAUCAAAGCUGUCGAUGACGGUGCAACGUGUCCUUCUGUCCUGCUGAAGUGUCUUCCUGUAGCAUCAUGGAGAACCUGGAGGAGGACCUGACAUGUUCCGUGUGCUACUCCCUGUUCUCCGACCCCCGAGUGCUGCCGUGCUCCCACACCUUCUGCAGGACCUGCCUGGACAACUUGCUCCAGGCGUCCACCAACUACUCCAUCUGGCGUCCGCUCCGCCUGCCCAUAAAGUGCCCCAACUGUCGCACCGUGGUGGAGCUGCCCCCGACUGGUGUGGACACCCUGCCCACCAACGUGUCUCUGCGGGCCAUCAUCGAGAAAUUCCAGAGGGACAGCGAGCCCCGGCCCCCGUCCUGCCUGGAGCACCGCAGGCAGCCCCUGAACAUGUUCUGCGUCCAGGAUCGGCAGCUGAUCUGCGGUCUGUGUCUGACCGUCGGGCGGCACCAGGGCCACCCCAUCGACGACCUGCAGGCGGCUUUCAUCAGAGAGAAACGGACUCCGUCGCUGCUGCUCGCCAGACUCUCAGAGCAGAGAUGGGCGCAGGUGUGUGAGCUGGCGGAGCAGCUGGAGCAGGACAAAGCUCGCUGCGAGGCUCUGGUGAGGCAGGACCGACAGGAAGUCGAUCAGUUCUUUCUAUCGUUGGAGGGGGUGCUGGCCAGGAAGAAACGAGCCUACCUGGAGGCUUUAGAUAAAGCUGCUGCAGAGGUGUCGCAGGUGUACGACCCCCUCAUCCACAGAGUGAAGGAGCUUCAGGAGGAACAGUUGGACCUGGUGUCUCUGGGCUCGUCUGUGGAGGACGAAGACUCCCCACUGGUGUUUCUGGAGAAGGUGCAUUUGUUCAGAGAGCGGGUGGAGCGGUUCAUCAGCACCCCGCUGCCGUCUGCCAUCAACCUCUCCGUCAGCCCGAGAGCAGCGGUGUUCCUGCAGCAGCACUGGCCCGCCGUCACAGUCGGCGGUCUGGACCAGGCCCCGGUUCCUGAGCUGCGCUGCUGCUCCCGAUGUGGCACCGCGCAAACUCAAGUGGAGGUCGUGGGACCGGUGAGAGAGGCCCGGGGGAGGCGUGAGCUGCAGCCCGCUGCCGCCGCAGUUCUGCUGCUGGGGGGCGUGCUGCUGCUGGCGGCGCUGUGGGUAAACCUGGUCAGUGGGGCAUCGCUCGGGUUCUCUCUGUCGACCCGCUUCGGUCAGUUCAUGGACGGCCUGAGCGGCGACCUCCUCACAUCGGUGUGGAGGGCGACGGAGGCGGCCGUGGUGGGCUGGAGCUCCCAGCUGUGUUUAGUGAAAGAUCAAGUCCUUCAGCAGGCGGACGCUUUAUUCCAAACUCUGACGUCUGGCUGAACCAGAACCUCCUCAGUGUCGCUUCCCAAAACCAUCGCACUUUAAAACAAGAUACGACGAGGGGGCCCCAAGUGGCCCUGGGAAAAUCUCCAUCUGGCCCCCAAGAGUUUUAAAUGGAAACCUGCAUGUCGGUGAAACUUGAGGAGGAAAAAUAACUUUUUCAGAAAUUGUCUAAUUCUUAAGGAACACCGUGGAGACUUUUAUCAAACGUGCUACAAAACAAGUUGAUCUUUAAACUUUAUAUUUUUCAGUU